This is a messenger RNA of Amoebophrya sp. A120, 11245 nucleotides long. Lineage: Eukaryota; Dinophyceae; Syndiniales; Amoebophryaceae. The record is from the annotation of a GenBank genome assembly.
CAAUUUCAAUUGCGUCAGACACACCACCCGAUACAAUUUUUCCACAUGCUCAUGUUUCUGUUUGUUGGUCAUGGUUUGAGAAUCGGGUGCUAAUACAUGUCGCACUGAAAGAGAACGAAGGUAAGUAAGUAUCGAACUUCUACUGCGCGUUUUUGUUUGUUUCGAUCAGAAAACUAGCCGUGUUCUCGAAGGAGACGGGCUCGACGAGGAGCAAGAUGUCUCAACAAAGUGCCUUGGUCUGGAGGUGAGGCCCGACAGGACCACAUCAGCUGCAGUCACCCGCGGCACUCUUGCGGGGACAAGUAGAAGACUGGAGAAAGCGUUAGCGAGGGCGCAUCAAGCUUAUUUCGGAGGAACGUCCGACAAAUUCGCAGUUCCUACUAACUUCAACUUGCACGACAACCUGCCUCACAUUACGGCUCGUCUGACGUUGUAGACCUAAGAGGUAGAAGCUACUUCAACUGCCCAGCAUGCCGGCGGACACGGAGGCUCCGACAAAGGAGAACCCAUACAACGGGGUCUGGAUCGAACUGGAAAGGUGUUUCGAUUGUCACACGCACGAGUACUGCACGCGACACGACGAGAAGAAAUAUGACCACUACGAGAAACAAAUAUCUGAAUCACUCGACGGAAAAGUACCCGCAGGGAUGCCCUACAAGGUAUAAUUUCAGUUUUUUUUCCAAUUUCACGACCUACUUUCAUCUUUCAACUCGAACUAUGUAUUGUAGUUAAUUCAUGUUGACACAGACCGGUGAAGACGAAGAACAAAUUUGAAAAUAUCCAAAUUUGCCAGUUCGUCAAAAACCCGGGGCCAAAGAGUCAUGGCGUGAACUGCAAAAGGAGCGAAUACAAUCCAUUUCUGUACGCAGCGUACAGCCUCAACGAAAAUACGGGAAAGUGGUACCAGACACAAGUCUUCAGGUAAGCUCUUGUACUUGCGUUCUGUUUGAAUCCAAAAAAAAAAAUAUAAACAGCUAUAGCAUAAUUGCAUUUCUAGGACCAACAUGAGCAUGGAUUUGUACGUCCUAGGUAGAAGGUCCUCCUUGUUCGAGGAACGAAACUGCGAUGAUCAUGAAUGAAAAUCCUUCGAGUGACAACUAAUUGCUUUCCGCAGGUAUCCCCGCAUUGGCGCAUUCGAAAUUUUCGUGAACAAAGGCAAGAACAGACGGGAAGUCUUUUCGAAACUCAAGAAGGGCAAGUGGCCAAAUCCUGACUUUGCGGUCGAUAAAAUUUUGGAAACGGUCGAGCAGAUGGGCGGAUGGCAUCCAGUAGCAGAAGUGCCAAAACCGAAGAAGAAGUACAGUUUUUUUUGUGAUCAUCGCAUUAAUUUGGUGUACUAUCACGCAUGAAAAAUUGAAUUGAAAAAUGACGUCGAAACGUACCGAAAUUUUUCAAAAAUGUUGCAGUUCAUUCUUGACUUAGAUGUGCAAUCUACUUUUCUACGACGACACACCACAGAUAUAAGGGUAUUGGCGGCAAGAUGUCGAUCACGGAUGAGGAGUUGCGAGCGUUGAUGAAGAAAAAAUUCGCAACACUGAUGACCGCCUUCAAGUCCUUCGACAAGAACGGCGACGGACAGGUAAACCGCAAGGAAUUCGGCGUCGGCUUGAAACACGUGGGCGUCGAUUUGCCACCGGCAAUAGUCGACCGCAUCUGGAAGAUGGCGGACACCGACGGAACGGGGGCGCUUGCCUACCAGGAAUUCGCGAGGAAAUUCGCCGCUUACAAGGUGCUAAUCUUAAUCUAAUGGAGUAAGCAAGUAGAGUCAGAGUACUUUUUUGCGGCACGAGAGUUUACUACAUGGAUGUGUUGCACUUUCACAGCUUCACUUCUGCAAGAUGAAGGCCACUGGUUGUUUGCACUUGUGGAUAAGCUGUUUUUAUUAACACGACCUCUAAUACGGUAACGGCAACCCUAACGUAACCUACCUAUGAAAUGACUUCCAGGCAACCGCCUCGUUGCAUCGCGACGUCGCAUUUAAGACGAAAGAGGACGAACUCGCGGAGAAACUCCACGGCUCCGGGGCGGGCAGAAGGCAAACGAAGCAUUCGGUGUCAAGAACACAGACCCAACUUAACUUCGAAAUGGACAAGGACGAGGUAAGAUUUUUGAACAUUGUUCGUAGUUUUUCUUCUACCUCCUGCUACAGGAACAGCUUUUUCUGACUUGGCGGAUAGGCUAGAAGACGAUCAUGUGCAUUCGUCCCUACAACUAGCACGCUAGUUGCAAAAAAUUUUGAAUUUAUCGAAAUAUACGGCAAGAACAACCACACCAAUGCUAAAAUGCAACAGUUUAACGAGAACCAAGACGAGCCGGAUGAGAUGACGGUGCCCAUGAUAGCAAGAGGCGGCGACCUCAGUUCCAGAGACAUCGAAACUAUGACCGGCGACGAGAUUCGAGCGCUGUGCUUGCAGAAACACGGCAAUCUGCUCGUUGCGUUCCGGCAGAUGGCAGUAAACAGCAGCGACUUCAAGGUAAGUAGAUGAUGAAGAGCCCAUAAAUAGUACAGCAGCUUUGGUACUUGAACUUGAUUUCUAUCUAUUCUGAGGGGACCACGGAGGAUCGAAAUGAUCCAGUGUCAAUCAAACAAAUCGUGGACGAAUGACGAACAGAAACAGUAAAAAGACUCUCAUCAUCAUUUCAAGGUUUCCUACGGUGAUUUCAUGGAGAGGUUUCCGUCGUUGGUCGGAAAACAAGUCUCGGCUUUGAAGAUGAACCAGCUGUGGCAGACCAUGGAUGCCGACAUGAGCGGUUUCAUCGACAUGAAAGAAUGGGCGUCGAAUCAGUGUCUGGAUAAGACGUCGCAAACCGUCCUGAUCAUGAAAGGUGAGGCUGCACGACAUUGAUUUUUUUUUUCGUGUGUCUUCUCUCGAUAUUUUUUCAAAUUGCACCAGGACGAGGACGCGGUCAUCCACACCGGACUAGCUCUAGGUUCUUAAAAAACGCUGGAAGAAGAGUUAUAACGAUAGAAAAUAGGCCCAGAGGCAGAAGAGAACUAGAACUAGAAAACAGCGAAAACAAAAACACAGAAACAGGUCGGAGAAAGGCGAGCACUGGCCAAAACAGUGACCGAAGCUGCGUUGUUCGUUGUCUCGCCCGUGUCCAGCAUAUGCUCCCAAAAAUAUUUCUCUUGCAGAUCGCAAAAUCAUGUGCGAUCUAAAGCGGGUUGAUCCAGUUUCUAAUAACCAAUCAGAGAGUAGGACAAGUUCUAGGUCACUGCGGAGGGACUCUAGAUCCUCUGCAGCGGGCGGCACGCGACGGGUAACUCUACCUCGGGCGUCCUCACAACUAACCGUCGCAGUGGCUCACUUCUUCCUACCGCAGUGGCGAAUAAGUCCCCUCAGGGGCAACCUGACAUCUCUUGGCCACGGCGGCUUCGGCUGCCCACCCUUGGGUAGUCAGAACGUCACAAAACUAAGACCCAGAGGCAGAUCGCAACAAAAUCAACACGUCCCACAGAGCCACUGUUAUGAAGCAGCGAAGACGACAAAGGACACUCGUGAGCAGACCUGCUGAGGGGGUCGCAUACCAGCCGAAAGAGACAACCGGCUACAGCUAUCUGGAAAGUUGAAGCGUUACAAACCAUCGGCAGGCAGCACCUAGUCCCAGCGAAAAUCUUUCCUAUGGUUAGCUUACACAGAGAGAGUAGCUUAGUAGUUAGAAGCUGACUGUAGAGUUUAUUCCUCCUCCUCCUCCUCUAGGUAUAUCAUUUGGACAAAUCUAAUCCACAGGUCAAGCCGCCUACGAGUCCCAAGACAGCGGAAUCAUGGGUUUGAGCACCCGCCCGCAGUCCGCCUCCACGGCGACCGGCCGCCCCCAGUCCGCGGCCUCUGGGCACUCGACGCAGGCAACGCACAUGAUCACGCCGGCGGAUGAAACCGAGGAGUUGUACUAGAAAAGGUAUGUGAUAUGCAACUGCAACUUUCUCUGAGCAGAACCAGAAGGUAAAAAAUACUGCAGGAACAAAUGCAAAAAUUGAAACUAAAGCUAAGCUACUUCUACGAAAAAAAUUUGGAGUCGAGAAAGGAGCACAAGCACAGCUACCAGAAAGGACCGUUUCCAAAUGUUUAAACUCUUCCACGAGAAGAAAUGAACUCCUAUCCGUUAUUCUUCUUACUAGCAAAAUGAACGUCGACUGACUGACUUUAGCAGAUUGAAACAACUAUUAGUUCUCGAUUAGCUAUCAGACAAAAGAAAUCAAAAACCAGCAGACAUGAUUCAUCGGUUUUCGGUAAGGGUCUCAGCAAAAAUGAUUCAUCGCUUCGCAUUUCAACUAUCGAAGUUUUGCAAGCGGCGCAAUUGUGCUGCAGAAAGUAAGACUGACAGAUUGAUAUAGCAGCUACGGAAACAAGUUAUGUUAAUGUUUACAGCAGUACCUGAAAAUGUUGUCUCUCUAACUCUAUCUUCGCGACAUUUCUGUCCAAAUCCAAAUGAACUCAUUGUAUAAUCACCCUUAUUCUUCUCUCUCUAAACUAGGUCUACUUCUACCACAGUUUCACUACGAGAGGUUCUUCGGAAGUUUCUCUGAUGAACUUGUCUUUAGUUUUGCGUCGUAUUUCACGACGACGUACACUAGCCAGGCGACCCUCGUAAAAAAAGACAGCACGCACCACAAGCAACAGAGACAAGUUUAGUGCUUCUGCUAGAACUUAGCUGAACAGGCUGUCUCCGAUGAACUCUAUGUUUUAUCGUCCCUCUAAAAUAAGUUUUGCAGCUGACUACCCCUGUGGGCUUGUACAAUUCAAGACUAGCGAUAGUACAACAAAUUGCCGCGAACAACUUGCAACUGUGCAAGAUGAACUUGUACACCACGACGUGACGAGACGAUAUUGAGACGGACUGCAGCAGACAAUGCAAGAUUGGUAGGCAUUACCUCUGAAUUCGAAAAAAAAUCGAACUUGUUCCGGUUGAGACGCGAAUCUCUUUGUACGUUGCGUGUGGCUGUAUACUUUUUGACAGCGUCAUUGAGAAAGGGGAACAAACGAAUGCUAGUUCGACACCGCGAUCUGGAAUUGAGUAAAGGAAAAUCAGCAUAGAACGGAGAUGCGUCAAUGACCUUGCUUAGAAAGAAUCACGAUCAGCGGCCUCCUUGGGGAGGCGCCGCGUCAGUCAGAUCAUCUGUUGCAUACGCAUGCAGAAGCGCUUCGGUCGUGCCAAAAUGGAGACGGAAAAUUGGCCUUCAUCUCGUGGUAUUGACAGGCAGCGCGAGCUGUUCACUCGUCACGUUCGCGAAAGGGGGUCUGCAAGAGCUACAAGCGCUCGACCUCGAACCGGACCCCCACUUGCACCCGCCCAGAAGCGUGACGAGUUCCGUGCACGGUGCAGAGGCCGCGAAGAUUUGGUCGCCCAGGACGCUCGUCGAACCCGCUCCAGAAGUGCAAGUGGACACUUUCUCAGAGAGACAAACAGCAGAGGAGUCAUUUUCGCUCGUUCGCGAUUUUGGCAAAGUCGACUUUCUCGCCCAGGAUUUCCACGACAGAGAGGUUCAGGCGUACUUCGCACCGCUGGCCGGGGGGUUUGUCGCGCUGGCGAAGAGAUUCGUGAUGUACAGGGUGAUGCACGUGGUGCCGCCGGUUACGCGGGAAGAUGAGGACAGGUUCACUUCCGGCGGUGGCGUCGGCAAGUCCGAGUUUAUGCACAACGAGAGCCUGGGGCUCACGAAACUGGUUGAGCACGCCGUCGAGUACUUGGAGAACAACGUGGUUUCGAAGUUUCUGCAAUCGGUGCCAAGUACUUCUACGAAGAUUUUUGCAAAAACGUCAGCAACGACACGGACCAGUUCGACAACGGCUUCAAAUCGUGAAGAUGAGCGCCACGGGCCACCUGCCGCCGCCGACGACUACCUUCCAAGCGAGAGCACGAUCAGAGAGACCCUGGCAGCAAUUCAGAAAAUCCUGCAGUUUCGGCAGAGCGGUCAAACUGACGAAGCAAAAUUAAGCUCUUUGACGGCGAGACUGCGUGGGCAUCUUGCAAAAUUUGAAACGAUGGCUUGGGUGUCCGAGGACCUCGCAUUCGCGGAUUUCUACCUGUUCAAGGUUGCGUCUUUGUUCGACCGACUAGCCGCAAAAGUCCUCUACAGCAUGCAAGAAGCGGUCAAGUCGUACGAAAAGCUGUACUGCACGGAGAAGCUCCGCUUCACAAACCCCUUUCUCGCCGACAGGUUCGCGAAGGACAUAACGCACGGAAUUUUUGUCAGACUCGGACGUGCGGGCGAGGAGAUAGCGCAGGCGCCGUCGUACAGUGCGGAGGAUGCGGAUGCGAGGAAAAUGCAGGCACGUGCAGCGGUUCAUGGGCUCAAGGAUCAGAUGGUUUCGGCUCUGAAGGAAGAUUUGCUGCUGGCUGAUUUCAGCUUGCGAAAAAACAAAGUUCUUCCUGACCACUUUUCGCUGGAUCUGCGAUUUUGUCCGCGCAGCGAGCUGCUCUUCCGCGGCUUUUUGCGCCAAGCAGCUGAAAUGUGGGCGUCGUCGUUGACGGAUGUUAUGGAUAUGGUGGACGCGAUGUUGGGAGAGGUCGAAAAACUGCAAGCCGCGUGGGUGAAGGCUUUCGCGAUUAAUGCGGAAGACGGAGCUGCUUCGUCGGCCACACAGUCUCCAGACACAAGUAAAACAGGUUCGACCACCAGCAGCACCAGCACGACGAGACGGCUUUUCACAGAGGGAGCGUUGACGCCGUACUUCGCAAACUUCGACGAAGAAGCGGGCGGGCAGGUCGUACAAGAAGAUUUCGAAGAGUUUUCGGAUUUCCUUGACCCGGGCAGCACGGACAACAAGGCAACAAAAAUCAUCGCUACCGCCGUGCUUUCCAAGAGCAGACUCCUUAUUCCGUCGUCGAGCGAUGCGCAAAACUUCAAGUUUUCCAACGCAGCACCACGACCGAAAGCCCACGAGCGUGGGUUGCUUGCGGUCCGGGACCUGCGUUCCGAUGUGGUCCCCAGCAUCGACGGAGCGGAGGUCGAAGAACUUGCGUUUGAGAAGAAAUCGAAGCGCAUUCUCGCUGCGUUUCUGCGGCUGACGAAAACACGCAUUGUGUUGGAAAACGCCGAUCGCCAGAAAAAACACCUGCAGUUUUUGAAGCGAAUGGCCAACCGCAUUGCAGAUUCCCUUUUGCGCAGCAACUGCCUCGGCGCCACUUUCGCUCGGCUUGUCGCCGUUCCCGACGUGCAUCCCGAGUACACGAAGCGCGCCGCAGCGGACGAAAACGACGCAACAUUCGUUUCUGAGGACGAAAUUGCCUUUCGCAACGCGACCGACCUGGCUCGGACGAAGCUGGAUAUCCUCGAGUGGCGGGCGCUGCAUUCGUUCUUCACGAUGGUGAAACAGUCUAACGUGCGGCACUUACGCGAAGGAAAGUCGCCGAUCUCUUUCGCGCAGAACGGCCAAUCGCCGCACGAGUACACAAGGCAGUGGCUCGGUGUGGAGUACGACCAUCGGGAGCUGGGUAUCGAGAAAAGCUUCCACGGCGCAUUGCUACUCGGCCGAAUCACAGCGGACCACGAGCACAUUCCGGUGUACGAGCCGAACAACGGCUUCAUGUCGCCUACCAUGCAGGAAGCGAUGCUCCGCAAGGGACACAAGUUCAAUCCGUUUUUGGACUUUGUCGCGACACCGAACAUGCUCGGCUUGUCCACGCCUUCCAAGGAUGCCUCUUCCGCGGACAAAUUCUGGGCCUCGUCGCCGAACGUCCGGAACGAGCGCGGGCACCGAAUAUCACCGAGGAUCGACAUCCGCGCACGGGAGUUUCCACGCUGGUUUUCGGGCUUGCAGGGUUUGUUUGUCAACGGGACGGAAGCUCCGAUCCCGCGCUCCGACCCGUUUAUGAUGGCUCCGCCGCAGGACGAAAUUCUCCCGGUGGACGACAGCUUUCUGCAAACCGUCACGCCUCUCAGCAACCUUGAGGUCAGAAUGCAGUGCAGCUACCCGCUACUCCGCGUACCGUCCUGCUUGUUGGAGAAAGAUCGGCUGCGCUACUUCGGGGACCUAGUACGCAGCCACACGUGGCACGAAGUUUUGCAGCAGGCUGCACGCGCGCGUUGGGAUGUGAGUCUUGCGCGCUUUUUUGGAAACGACAACGAGUUGCGUGUUGGCGCGAAGACAAAACACAAGUUUUUGGGUUUCGCAUUGCAGCAGGGAAUCCGGAAAGACUUUCCGGAAAUCGUGGAGAGACUCACAGCAGAAAAAGACGGUCGUGAGAAUGAGAAACAAGACACAGAGCGCAUAUCUCUCCUUGCGAGUCUGGACGCGUACCAGAAAGCAGCCAGUCGUGAGCUGAUGCAGUUCGAAUUUCACGACGACACGUGCAUCACACACUACGACUGGGUGGUGUUUCUGUUGCGGAAGCUCGUCGCGAAACGGCAGGGCCAGACAGGCAAGGGAGGAGGACAUCAUGCGCAAGAUGAAAAGCUCCAGACCAUCAGCAUCGGGGUUUUCCUCGCGGCGGUCGAGACACGAGUUCUGCAGGACCCGCUACUCCAAGACAAGAUCUUCUUCCACCUAGUCGAUCCGUGGCCGGAGGGACAGCGGAACAUUCCCGGCCUGCAGGACUGGCGCACGUCAACCACUGAGGAGCUUGGCGUGGACGCGUGCCGGGGAGAUGCGGCCUGUGCGGCACUCGUUGUGCAGGAGAUCAGGAAGAAAGUGGCACUGCUGCCGUCAGAGAUACAGGCUGGGAACAUACGCACUGAUGCUGAAAAGCAGGGAUUCGCAUGGGAAAAGUGCGAGAACAAAAAAGAGGACAGCCGUCAGAUCAUCUCAUCUGGCGUGUCUCAGAUGAACACGAUUUCAAACAGCCGGAUCCUUGAUUAUUGCAACUAUGUCCGAGACUACCGGGUGGACACACUUUUGCACAACACGAACGCCAAUGGUCUGGACCACUCGACGGAAGAUUGGUGCAUCGCACAAGGCCUUUCGACCACGGCAGCACCCGGCGCGCCGGUUGAGUCGUCACCUUGUCAUCAAAGAAUGAAGCCGGUAGCUGCAGCGGAGGAAAUGAACCAGGAGAGUAAAAAUGCAGAACAAAAAAUAGUAGAAAAAAUCACCAUCGGCCAGGAGAAGCUCGUCUCCUCCCGUGGUGACCCGCUCCAUUUUCAAGUGUUGCAGGAGUACGCCCAGGAUGUUCACCAGCAUUUUGCGGAUAACUCGGCCGAUUUCAUUUUUGUAGAUGGCGAUCACAGCGAGGCCGGCGUGCGCAGCGACUUGGAAUACUACUUCUGGAAGGUCAAGAAACCUGGUGGCAUUCUCGCGGGUCACGAUCUGGGGCUCUUCACCUUUCCCGGCAUGGCGCACGGAGUUUUGGGCUUCUUCCACGAGCUCCUGAAUGGGUACUGUGGCGUCCUGGCUCUCGAACAAGAUAAGGAGGACGCAGAAGCGCGGAACUCCGAUGUAGUCCGUCGCGAUAAAAAUAGUACACAAGAUUUACAUUCUUUCCGCCGAUACUGCAAUACCGGGCUCACCAUGCAUGUUGUGAGCGACUACGUGUACUGGGUUCAGUUCUGAAAAAUUUUUCUGUACUGACCUUGCUGCAUGUCCAUGUGCACGUUUCCGUUUAGAACUUGUUCGUGAGGCUGCGGCUGCCGAUGUUCUUAUGCUGUUGCUGCCUACAAAACAAAGACAGUAAGAGCAAGAAACUGAAACGACGCACCUACACAGAUAUAGAAACGAUGGAAGGAGGACCUACGCCUGGAAAGCGUGGCGCCGCUUUUCUUUUGGAUAGAAGAAAAAAAUGAAACAGGCGGAGAAUCUCGUGAAAUGAAGAAGAUAACUCGAGGUAGAUUACUGUUCGAUGAUUUCUUGUUAGACGUGCCGGUUGCGACUGCGAGCGCGACAUUGGACCACCUGCUGUAUCAUCAACAAAGCAAAAAGUUUAGUUAAUGCUCAUUUUUGAAAUGCGAUGCACACAAAGAUAGGAUAUAAUUUUCAACCAGGAGUAGAAAGACACGUGGCGGCGACAAGAGCAUUCAUUCUACUGCGUCCCACAACUUGAUUUUUGAAGUUGAUGAUUCUACUGCGUCCCACACGCACACGAAUCUCAAACUGCUACUACUACAAUACAACACUUUGCUCGACGAGUGACAACCUGAAACCGAUUUGAUACAAAUAGAGAUCUCCUUCACGACCAUGCCGUCUACGCCUGCAAGGGAGACACCACAAGCUCCGGGCUUGCUAAACAAGCCCAGCAGCGGAGCUGUACCCGCGGCGGGAGGAUCAUCGUCCUCUUCUUCCGCGCUAGCGCCGAACAACAAUUUGAAGCCAGCGGCAAAGAAGAGGCAAAUGCAGCAGCUCGCCAUGCCGAAGAAGAUACAAAACCCGGUGGCAGACGUCGUGAUAGGGUACGGACCGAGGAUAACGGCCAAUCCUGCGGACCAACAGGUUGGACAAAUGGCAAAAGACAUGAUAGCGGCAUACGUGGGUAUGGAGGUGGUACGCGGUCCCGAUUGGAUUUGGGGAGAUCAAGACCGGGAGUCGCCAGGUGCGUGAUAAUCAUGAAGUAGGCCUCAAAUGCAAUCUCUACACUUUAUUUUGUACCCAAGUACUAGUGGAAUUGGAAACCUGUGGCGUUCCAGUGGUUUGCUUUAUGAGCAUGCAAGAAGGUGGUGAUGAACACAACAAAGACAAACUACGACUACCUGUGGUGCCUUGAUUUACUUUUAGCUUGCCUUAAGUAGAAAACACACAUCAAAAAUUUGAUUUUUACCUGGUAACUCCCCGAGCUUGGCCGUUCACUACUAAAACGGGCGGUGUUUCGUCAAGCUCUGGUGGCGACUAGUUGAGACACUGGUUGCCAGCUAUUUACAAACAGGAACAUAGUUAGUAUGACAAACAGUUACUCGCUCGCCUGAAGAAGCGAGCACACAAUUGAUUUUUCACUGGAGCAAAACUCAUCUCACAGAUCAGAUUGGCAAGAUCAUCGAGUUUGCGGAAGAAGAAGGCUGGGUACGCGUGAAAUUCGGCACCUGCGUGCGGAAUUAUCGAGCUGGCUUCGCAAAGAAAGUGGGGCUGGGAAGGAGAUAUGUAUGCUGGCAAAAAUUUUCUGCAGUCGCUGUCAAGUUGGAGUUGCAAGUUUUCUGAUACUUUGUUUUGCAUCCACGUGCACGACGUCAAUGUCGCUGCGUUCCGGCAUAUCUGGUUUCGGCGUUCGAAAAAGGAAAAAAUUGAAGCAUCUGGUGUCUCGUGACUGUUGAAAAUUUUUCUACGAUAAUUUGAUCUGCGGAUAGCCAUUCGGAAUACUGGGAUACUCGCAGCGACAGGCG